This is a messenger RNA of Cetraspora pellucida, 768 nucleotides long. Lineage: Eukaryota; Fungi; Glomeromycota; Glomeromycetes; Diversisporales; Gigasporaceae. The record is from the annotation of a GenBank genome assembly.
AUGAGUCAACCGCUGCAAAGGAUCGCUCAUAAGGUCCACAAAAUCUUUAUUCCUUCUUUACACGAUGAAACUCGUUUAGAAGCUCGAGUUGGGGUAAACUAUGUCGACGAUCAGAAGUCCGUUAAAGCCAUUAUUAUCGCACAUCCAUACGGGCCUUUAGGCGGAAAUUUUUAUAAUAAUGUCGUCGUCACAGUCGAGCAAUAUUUCCAAGAUAAAGGAUACUUGACGAUUGCGUUUAAUUUCAGAGGUUGCGGAAAGUCUAAAGGUCGAACAAGUUGGUCCGGUGAACCAGAAUGUGAAGAUUACAAAACAAUGCUAGAAUUUUUAUCGAAAUCUGGUAGAAUUGGUGAAAAUUCCAUAUUACAGAUUCCCAAAAUUUCUGAUGUUACAAUAAUAGGUUAUAGUUAUGGUUCACUAAUAGCAUCGUCCCUUGCUUCAUCAUCUUCCCAAUUUACACUUCCAACCUCAUAUGUCUUAAUAAAUUAUCCACUUUCUGUGAUUUGGUUCUUGACAUUUUUUCGGUCUUCAACAUAUUUGAAUUAUUUACAAACUCUCCUUGCUUCAACUUCCCAUGUACUAUUUAUAUAUGGGGACUCGGAUCAAUUUACUGGAGUAAGCAAAUACAAGCAAUGGGUUGAAGACAAUAAAGCUGUGGAAAAUCCAUUGUGGUCUGUUAUAGAAUUAAAAGGAACCGAUCAUUUUUAUACUUUUCAGAAUAUGGAAGAUAAGUUGAUCAAAGCUUUGGAUGAAUGGAUAAAUAAUGUUUAG